Molecule: messenger RNA, 1422 nt
Organism: Saccostrea echinata
Lineage: Eukaryota; Metazoa; Mollusca; Bivalvia; Ostreida; Ostreidae
Product: glycine receptor subunit alpha-2-like
Exons: 8
Coding region: 1-1296 (431 amino acids)
Biological process (GO): regulation of membrane potential; nervous system process; chemical synaptic transmission
Cellular component (GO): membrane; neuron projection; synapse
Molecular function (GO): extracellular ligand-gated monoatomic ion channel activity; transmembrane signaling receptor activity; chloride channel activity
Source: RefSeq, a predicted model, not a curated record
AUGAAGCGAUAUUUUAUCCUCAUAUAUAGAGCCGCACCGGGUAAACACACACGAAAAAGAAUAAUCACGGCAGGAGAAAUCAUAAAGUCAUCUGGGGAUUUGUCUAGAGUAGAUAGACAGGAAAUUAUUGAAAAACUUUUAACUGGUUAUGAAGCGACUGUUGCCCCAACAGAACAUGAUAUUCCGGUGACAGAUAUAGUCCAACUUUACAUACUCAGCAUUGACUCAAUUAGUGAUUCCAGCAUGGACUACGAUAUGUCUUUUUACCUCAGACAAAGAUGGUAUGACCCCCGUCUUCAAUACAACGAAUCAUUGGGAGCAGAUGUUUUGGAACUGGAUCCCAAAUUGAUGGACAAAAUCUGGGUACCAGACAUCUAUAUAAUUAACGAAAAGACCGCCAAAAUCCACGUGGUCACCGUCCCUAACAAAAUGAUGUAUAUAUACCCUGACGGUCUCGUGCUCUACAGCGCUAGGGUAUCAGGGGUGUUUUCUUGCAUGAUGGAUCUACACAAAUACCCGCUAGAUAAACAGAUCUGCGACAUACGUCUGGAAAGCUAUGGACACAGCGCAGCCACACUGAUUGUUAGGUGGCGGGAAUCUCCAGCAGAGAUCUCUAAAUCCCUGCGCCUUCCGCAGUUUGACAUCAAUCUGCUUAGAUCCUUCCAUUGUGAUCAGCAGUAUAUGGGAAUAAACUACACCUGUAUCGGGCUGGACAUACACCUAAUGAGAAACAUAGGAUACUACUUGACACAGACCUACAUCCCAUGUAUAUUAGUCGUAAUCCUCUCCUGGGUUAACUUCUGGCUCAGCGUCGACGCGGUACCCGCCCGAAUUUCCUUAGGUCUCCUUACGGUUCUCACGAUGACGACACAGAGUUCCGCUGCCGUUAGAGGCCUGACAGUUGUGUCAUAUGUCAAGGCCAUGGAUGUGUGGGUCUUUGCUUGUUUAUUUUUUGUUUUUGCCGGACUUUUGGAGUUUGCUUGGGUCAAUGUAUCAAAUAGAGUAGAAAGUCGACGGAAGUCCAUAACAGAUUUACCGGGUCUGGUGAACGGAAAGGUAUCAAGUUCUCCAACAAAGGAGUCUCCGAAACAUAGAGACGGGUUUUUCUUUAAACCAUCGAAAAACCGAGAAAAGGCCAGAAACAUUGAUCGAGUCUCUCGUUUUUUGUUCCCCAUAGCAUUCAUUUUGUUCAAUGCUGCGUACUGGUCUAUAUACCUAGUUCUCUGGGAGCCCGUCCAGGACAAGCACGAGGAUAGCGAAGGAAUCACCAUUCCAGUAAACCUUAAUGACUCAUGAUGACGCCAUGUAAUGACGUCAUGUGACGUCGUAAAAGCUUAAUUUGAUUGUGUUCACAAAAGAUUUUUUCAAAAUAGUUUUCCAUUUUUGUGUUCAUGGAUGAUUUUCUUGGAGAUGAGGAAAUCC